CGACAAUCCGGGGAAGUCGAACAUAUGAUUUGCAUCUCUCUUGUCGGAUGCUCACAAUGCUCUACGACGCAGGUUGAUCAUCAUGUCGGUCGCGUCGCAGCGAGCCCUCGACUACCUCGAGGGGCAGCCCGGUAUUAUCUUCAACAGGCUAUACCAGCAACCUUCGACCGCCUUGGCCAUCUUCAGGCGCAUGUUGCCGCACUUGGCCAAGAACCUGGUCAUGGCUAUGCUGUUCAUGCCAAUCCCACUAGCCGCCUCCGACCUCGAAACAUGGGUCAAGCCGGACACGGGCAGUGUGCGCGCACGCGAUCAGUCGCUCAACAUCCUCCUUAGGCUGAAGGUCCUCGAGGAGACUCGCAACGAUCAGAACAGACCGGCGUAUCAACUUAACAAGGCCUUCCGAAAGUCUCUGCGCCUGGCUCUGACUGGAGGCGGAGAUCAUCGCUCUUUCGGUGUACCGUCAAGUACGCCGGACAAGAACGAAGUGACCAUCGACUUUCUCGACACGUACGCACGCCAACAAUGGGAAAGCAUUUUGUACUACGUCGUCGGUAGCGCUGGCCAAGGCUUGGGCGGUGCGGUCAACAUCACCGCAGGAACAAAAGAGUUGCUGGAGAGUGGAGGUUUCGUCUUGACCAAGGGCAGGAACGCAUACAUUACUCGCGACGGCUUCUCUUUCUUAUUGCAAGAAACGAACGCUCAGAUCUGGACUCUUCUCAUCGAGUACCUCAAGCUUUCAGAAAGACUUCAAAUGGACGCUGUGGAUGUUUUGAGUUUCCUCUUCACGCUUGGUUCGCUUGAACUGGGUGUUUCUUACACGACAGAAAACCUUACGCCGACACAAGCCCAUAUGCUGGACGAUCUCUCGGACUUUGGUGUCAUCUAUCGUCGUGCAUCAGACAACUCACGCUAUUACCCCACACGACUCGCGACCACUCUGACAUCAGACUCUCCAGCUCUACUGAACACAUCUCUCUCAGCCAAUUCUAUGGGAGUCACGCCGACUGGCGGGAACACGGUCGUCCCUCAAGAGACGGAAAAGGGAUACAUCAUCGUCGAGACAAAUUACCGCAUAUACGCCUACACAUCCUCGCCUCUCAACAUUUCUAUCCUAUCCCUCUUCGCAAACCUCAAAACCCGCUAUCCUAACAUGUUGACCGCAACUCUGACAAAGUCAUCAAUACAACAGGCUAUUGCCGCGGGAAUCACUGCAGAUCAGAUCAUCACAUACCUGACGACACAUGCACAUCCCAUCCUCCGCAAGUCAACGCCCAUUCUGCCGCCAACAGUAGUCGACCAAGUACGACUAUGGCAGCUGGAGAACGAGCGCAUGAAAGCCACGCCUGGCUACUUGAUCAGGGAUGUUGGUACGCAAGAGGAAUACCUGAGAGCUGUGCAACACGCCGACACAAUCGGUGUCCUGACAUGGCAAAACGAUACAAGGGGCAUAUUCUUCGUGACCAAAUUCGAACAGAUGGCACAAUACUUCAAGGCGGCUGCUAGAAGGAGAAGAGAUGAUGAAGGAGGAGCAGAUGAGGCUACACCGAGAUAGUCAUGGUUGACAUGAUCCAGCAGGAAUGGUUAUGGAUUUUCCCACUCUCCGCCUUUUGUCAUGGCGUUCUGGGUAGAGAGGGCUCGAGGAUGACCCGAGCAUGCUGUUUUUUUUUCGCCAUAUCAUAGCUAGUUAUGGAAUAUCAUUAUGCAUAUAAAUACCACACGUCUUUCGAUAACAGCGAUCGAUGGCUAGCCCGC
Messenger RNA from Aureobasidium subglaciale EXF-2481, 1752 nucleotides. RefSeq lists its product as uncharacterized. The coding region runs from base 83 to 1552 and encodes 489 amino acids. Lineage: Eukaryota; Fungi; Ascomycota; Dothideomycetes; Dothideales; Saccotheciaceae. Gene Ontology annotation, biological process: nucleotide-excision repair. The record is from RefSeq and is a predicted model, not a curated record. The transcript is spliced from 2 exons. Gene Ontology annotation, molecular function: ATPase activator activity; double-stranded DNA binding. Gene Ontology annotation, cellular component: transcription factor TFIIH holo complex; transcription factor TFIIH core complex.